UAUAAAUACGCCCACAGGGUCUAAAGUCUCUCAGACAGACGGACAAAUAGAUCUGUCUGUUCUCUGCACCGUUUUUCAUCAGCAUUACUAUCCGCUGUAUUAACACUGAGAUCAAGCCUCUUCUGUCACUUGGGCUCUAAAAUGGUGUCAGUAGUGUUAGGCAGAGUGUUGCUGCUGUGUUGUGCAGCAGCAUAUGUGUCGGGGGAGUUGAGAGGUUACUUCCUGAGGAUAGAGGAGGUUUCUUGGAACUACGCCCCAACUGGGAUGAACGUCAUACAAAACCGCUCCCUGCAGGAGGAUGAAGAAGCCUCAGUCUUUUUAAAGCGGGGCCCUCAGCGGAUCGGGCCCACCUAUAAGAAAGCUGUGUAUAAGCAGUACACAGACAGCACCUACAGGACAGAGGUGACAAAGGAAGGUUGGCUGGGCUACCUGGGACCUAUGUUGAUGGCCGAGGAGGGAGACACAGUUAUCAUCCAUCUGAGAAACGCUGCCUCCCGACCUUAUAGCAUUCAUCCACAUGGUCUGAACUACAGCAAGGACACUGAGGGAGCUCUGUACCCAGACGGUACUGGUCCAGCACAAAAGACUGACGACUUGGUGGCUCCAGGUGCAACAAAAGUCUAUCAGUGGACGCUCCCAGAGACCCAUGGCCCAAUGUCAGAUGAUGCCAACUGCAUGACCCGCUUCUACCACUCCCAUGUAAACGCGCCAAAAGACAUCAACUCAGGACUGAUCGGACCCCUCGUCGUCUGUAAGAGAGGAACCGUGGAUUUAUAUGGAGACCGGUCAGGAGACUACCUGUAUGCUCUGCUCUUCAUGGUGUCAGAUGAGAACUUUAGCUGGUACCUGGAUGAGAACAUCAGGACCUACAUAACGAGUCCUGCCAGAGACCUGAAGGAGAAUGAAGAUUUUAUUGAGAGCAACAAAAUGCAUGGUAUAAAUGGUUAUCUAUACGGGAACCUGCCUGGACUGAGCAUGUGCCAAGGCAACAAGAUCAACUGGCACCUGUUUGGCUUAGGCAAUGAGGUGGACAUGCAUUCAGUCCAUUUCCAUGGCCAGAUCCUGACCUCUCAGAACCACCACACAGACACAAUCAGCCUCUUUCCCGGCUCCAGCACCACAGCUGAAAUGGUGGCAGAUAACGUUGGACACUGGCUGCUGACGUGUACAGUCAAUGAUCAUCUGAUGGCUGGAAUGCAGGCUAUAUUUGAGAUCAAGAAGUGUUUCCCUAACGUCCACAAGCCCCGGCCACACGGGGAGCUCAGACAGUACUUCAUUGCUGCUGAAGAAGAAGUGUGGGACUACGCUCCUACGACGCCGUCUGAAGGGGAAGCUCACAUGUAUGUAACCAGAGGACCAAACCGUCUUGGGAGCCGCUAUAAGAAGGCUCGCUACGUGGAAUACACUGACAACACCUUCACAACAAAGAUGCUUCGCAGCCCAGAGGAGCAACACCUUGGAAUUCUGGGUCCUGUGCUGAGAGCUGAAGAGAAGGACACUAUCAGAGUGGUGUUCAAGAACAAAGCCAGCCGGCCUUACACGAUACAACCACAUGGUGUUCAGUACAACAUUGAGCAGGAUGGGACGCUCUAUUAUAAUGAACUGGAAGAGUCCUACACAGACAAGAAACUGCGGGAGCUUAAGAGGCAAACACGAGUGGUGACCCCUCCACCAGCUGCUCUGGUCAGAUCGGGGGCGGUGCACACUUAUGAGUGGACGGUGCCGGUGGGUGCUGGUCCAACACAGGGUGAAGCUGACUGUCUGACCUAUCUGUACUACUCUGGUGUGGACCCUGUCAAAGACACCAGCUCUGGACUUGUCGGGCCGCUCCUUGUCUGUCGGGUUGGAUCACUCAAGCGUCAAGUUCAGAAAAACUACCAGAAAGAGUUUCACCUCAUGGCCACAGUGUUUGACGAGAACCUCAGCUGGUAUCUGGAUGAUAACAUUAGGACAUUUGCCACUGCUCCCACCACUGUUAGCAAGUCGAAUGAGGGCUUCAUAGAAAGCAACAAAAUGCAUGCCAUCAAUGGGUUUGUGUACAAGAACCUCCCAGGCCUGACCAUGUGUAAGGCAGAUAAAGUAACAUGGCACUUAUCAGGACUGGGUACAGAGACGGACAUCGUCAGCCUCUACUUCCAAGGAAACCGCUUCAUCUACCGUCAGAACAGACGAGACACCAUCAGCGUCUUCCCUCACAUCUCACGCACCGUCACAAUGGAGCCAGACAGCAUGGGUCAGUUUGAAGUGGUUUCAGCGACAGUAAACCAUUAUCGUGCUGGAAUGAGAGCCAACUACACAGUACAGAAGUGCAGCCUCCUCCAGCGUCAGGGUGAGACAAUGUUGCACUCAAAAACAUACUACAUCGCUGCUAUGGAAAUGACCUGGGACUACUCUCCAAACCGCACCUGGGAGGCUGAGAUGUUCCGGGGUCAGGAAAGUCCUGCUACCGUCUUCCUGGACCAGCAGGGUGGCUUUAUAGGCUCUCGUUACAAGAAGGUGGUCUACCGUCAGUUCACUAAUGACAAGUUUACCAAGCAGGUAGACAGAACAGCUGACAUGGAACACCUCGGCAUCAUGGGUCCAAUGAUCCAUGCUGAUGUGGGAGACAAGGUGAAGGUGGUUUUUAAAAAUAUGGCAACCAGGCCGUAUUCCAUCCACGCACAUGGAGUCAAGACAGACACUCCUGAUGUUUACAACACACCUCCAGGUGAAACUCACACAUACUACUGGUAUGUAACAAAGAAAACUGGACCAACUACAGAGCAAGAGGAGUGCUCAGUGUCAGCUUACUACUCCACUACUGAUGUUGCCAAGGACCUGUACAGCGGUCUGAUUGGUCCAUUAGUGAUUUGUCGACGUAGCUGGGGCAGGUCUUUGGGUAUGAAGAAAGAAGUGGAGGAGUUUGCUCUGCUCUUCCUGGUUUUUGACGAGAAUGAAAGCUGGUAUCUGGAUGAAAACAUCAGGACCAACAUCAGGAACCCUCGCGCCAACCUGAAGGAUGAUGAAACCUUCAUAGAGAGCAACAAGAUGCACUCCAUUAAUGGUCUGAUGUAUGGGAAUCUGAAUGGUCUGAACUUGGAGGUGGGCGAUAAGGUGUACUGGUACCUGAUGGGAAUGGGUAAUGAUGUGGACAUACACACGGUGCACUGGCAUGGACACAUGAUAGAAUAUAAGCUGGGUGGAGGUCCUCAUCGUACGGAUGUGUACGAGCUCUUUCCAGCCACCUUCCAGACAGUAAAGAUGCGUCCCCAGUACCCUGGUACCUGGCUGCUUCACUGUCACGUCACUGACCACAUCAAAGGAGGCAUGGUGACGCUGUAUAACGUCAAUUUAAAAAAAAAGAAAGGCGGGCUGUUUGGCUGAACACUUGAGGAAAACGGAUCCAGGAAGAAAAUUGAAAGUCCAGCUUAAAUUCAGAUUUAGCAACUAUUCGACCAGAGCAGUUUGAAACAGAGUGGUUUUACAGUCACAUUUUUCAUAAAUGUCUGUCUGAUAUUUUUUUUUUACCUGACACAGAAAACUGUUAGACUAGUGUGAGAAAGAAAAAGAAAACUGAGGGUGAGUUUUUAGGGCUUCAUAUGACUGUUGCGUGUGUCUGUAAGAGCAGUAGUCAGCCAGCAGA
Messenger RNA from Notolabrus celidotus (New Zealand spotty), 3622 nucleotides. It is a transcript of the gene cp, whose product is annotated as ceruloplasmin. Gene Ontology annotation, molecular function: oxidoreductase activity; copper ion binding. The transcript has 24 exons. Gene Ontology annotation, biological process: iron ion transport. Gene Ontology annotation, cellular component: plasma membrane. Bases 142 to 3363 code for a protein of 1073 amino acids. The record is from RefSeq and is a predicted model, not a curated record. NCBI's taxonomy places the organism in Eukaryota, Metazoa, Chordata, Actinopteri, Labriformes, Labridae.